Messenger RNA from Symbiodinium natans, 1311 nucleotides. The record is from the annotation of a GenBank genome assembly. Lineage: Eukaryota; Dinophyceae; Suessiales; Symbiodiniaceae.
AUGGUGAGGUCCGACCGAGGCAUAGGUGUCAGGGCGAGAAGCCCAGAUGCAGAGCGGGACCUGGUCGAGUGUUACACCGACUCAGAUUGGGCCGGCGAUCGCAGGAAUCGCAAGUCAACAAGUGCGAUGGCGAUUUUCGUAAACUCUGUGUUCUUGAUGAGUGCCAGUCGGACUCAGAAAGCCCUCUCCCUUAGUUCGUGCGAGGCAGAGUACACCGCAAUGGUGGGAGGAGCUGCUGACAUGCUUUAUGUGGGGGCAGCCGUGGAGUUCCUGUCGAACACUCAGCCCUCCUUGCACUUGUUUUGCGAUUCAUCCAGUGCCCGUCAACUUGCAGCCCGCCGUGGAUGUGGCAAGAUUCGCCACUUGCAGCUGAAGUUGUUGUGGCUCCAAGAGAAGCUUGCCUCUGGAGCAUUUCAGCUACACCCAGUUCCUACCAAGGACAACCUGUCUGACCUGCAAACCAAGUCUUUGAAGGCCGAGCGCCAGCAAUUUCUCCUGUAUCACUACGGGAUGAUUGACGAAAGCAAUGGCGGCAAAGCCAUAGGCGAGAACCUUGUCAGCUAUGAGGACGAAAAAAGGUCCAUACAGCUUGCUGUGAAAGCCAUCCGGAACGUCGGUCGAAGCCAAAGCGGGAUGUCGAGCAUCCUGAGAGUGCUGACGUUACUUGCCACGAUCGAGUCAGCAGGGGCUGUUAGCGCCUUGGGCCUGGUUACCUGUGACCGAGCAGACUCUGUGUUGCCUGGACUUUUCCUGGUUUUCUUGAUAUGCGCUUUCUUCACGGCGUGGAGCAAUGUGAAAGGGUGUAUCUUGAUUGCAGCUUGCUUCAGCGUGUUGACAGCACAGGGAUGCGACACCGAGCAGCCCGAGUACGCAGACCAGAUCGAAGAAUACCUGUCUUGCGAUGAGACUUCAGAUGAGGAUCGCGACCCGAGUGAAACGGCAGAGUCUGACCGACCUGUGUCAGCACAGUCAGAUGAUGGUUGGCAGUGGCAGGACUACCUGGACUGGCUAGCUAAUCUUGACCCAGAGGAGUACCGACAGAUUCAUGCUCUGUCAGAGCCCGAUUCCGAACUAGCCAUGCAUGAUGCCAUACUUGAUGUCGUGCCUGAUGAUGGGGCGACUGCUGCGCCCAGUGCUGGACCUGCCGAGCCUGAAGGACCACUUGUGUACAUUGCCCGACCUCGUGGACGAAGCUUGCACAUCCAUGCCGAGUGUUCUGCCUUGCGCAAGUCGAGGACAAUCAUCACGUGCACACUUGUGGAGGCCCGACAGCGUUUCCCUUUUUAUGCAUGGUGUCAGCUUUGCACUUGA